AUGGGCCUUUCGUCUGUCUCGGCCCGCCCGCUCAUUUCGCUCACCGAGCCGCUCACUCGCCGCACUUGCAAUACAAUCCGGCGCGCUCUUGAAACCGCCUACGUCCCUGCCGAGAACGUCUACUCGCCCUCGGAAGGCCAUGCGGCCGUGCUAAUCCCAUUUUGCAAUGUGGACAACAGGCCGGGCAUCUUGCUAGAGGUCAGAGGGAAGCUUAGGACGCAUUCUGGCGAAGUCAGCUUCCCGGGCGGUCGGGUCGACCAAUUGGACGAGUCUCCGCAGGCUGCUGCGUUACGUGAAACGGCAGAGGAGGUGGGCAUCCGCCCCUCUCAGGUCGAGCUCCUCGGACGUCUUGGGCCUGCAGAGCGGUCGCUUGGUGGACUACGCGUCUGGCCGUACGUAGGCGUCGUGCUGCCAGCGACGGAUCAACGGACAGAACCAGAGGGCGAGGACGCGCCGCUCCCGUCGGUCGGGCUGGGGACCCUAACGCUCUCCCAGCGGGAAGUCGCACACGCGUUCCACCUGCCGCUUCGAGCCCUGGUCUCCGCCUCGCGGCUGCAGACGUACCUCUUCCGCGGCCAGCGGCCGUACCACGCCGUCGACGUCGGAGACAUCGUGGGCGGACCUGGCGCGGUGCACUCGGAGGGGCCGGGGAGCGUGGCGGAGGUCACUUGGGCGAGCGACCAUGCGGGGCGAGAUGAGAUCGGCGGGGGGAGGGACGGGCGACUGGAGGUCUGGGGCCUGACGGGCUGGUAUCUGUGCGAGCUCAUGCGCAUUCUCCGUGUAUACGACACAUGA
Molecule: messenger RNA, 795 nt
Organism: Epithele typhae
Lineage: Eukaryota; Fungi; Basidiomycota; Agaricomycetes; Polyporales; Epitheliaceae
Product: NUDIX hydrolase domain-like protein
Exons: 4
Coding region: 1-795 (264 amino acids)
Molecular function (GO): coenzyme A diphosphatase activity
Source: RefSeq, a predicted model, not a curated record